CGCCGGCCGCCGCCGCAGCCGCCUCGGCCCCUCCGCCGCGGGAUGCGAGCGCGCCGCCGCCGCCAGGGCUGAGGCUGCGGGCGGACGGGCGGGCGGGGCGGGGCGGCCAUGGGGCUCCCGGCGCUGGAGUUCAGCGACUGCUACCUGGACAGCCCGGCCUUCCGCGAGCGGCUGCGGUGCUCCGAGCAGGAGCUGGAGCGCACCAACCGGUUCCUGAAGGACGUGGUCAAGGACGGCAACGCGCUCAUCGGGGCCAUCAAAAAUUAUUCCUUGGCGGUCCAGAAAUUCUCCUUGACGCUCCAGUCCUUCCAGUUUGACUUCAUUGGGGACACUCUGACAGAUGAUGAAAUCAACAUUGCUGAAUCCUUUAAGGAAUUUGCUGAGCUGCUCCAAGAGGUGGAACUUGAGAGGUCCAUGAUGGUGCAAAAUGCCAGUAAUUUAUUGAUCAAACCUCUGGAAAAAUUCCGUAAGGAGCAAAUUGGAUUCACCAAAGAAAGGAAGAAGAAGUUUGAGAAGGAUGGGGAGAAGUUUUACUCCAUGCUGGACCGCCACCUGCAUUUAUCUUCCAAGAAAAAGGAGUCUCAACUGCAAGAGGCUGAUUUGCUGGUUGAUAAAGAGCGACACGUUUUUUUUGAAUCUUCCCUGGAAUAUGUUUACCAAAUCCAAGAAGUGCAAGAGAGCAAGAAAUUCAGUAUUGUGGAGCCUGUGUUGGCUUUUCUUCAUAGCCUCUUCACUUACAACAACCUGACGGUGGAGCUCACGCAAGAUUUCCUUCCGUACAAGCAACAGCUUCAGCUCAGUUUGCAAAAUACAAGGAAUCAUUUCAACAGCACUCGUGAAGAGCUGGAGGACCUCAAGAAAAGAAUGAAAGAAGCUCCACUGACCUGCAAACUACCUGGCAAGCCAACCAUCGAGGGAUACCUCUAUUCACAAGAAAAAUGGGCCCUGGGAAUCUCCUGGGUCAAGUACUACUGCCAGUACGAGAAGGAAACAAAGAUGUUAAGAAUGACACCCAUGGAGCAGAAACCAGGAGCGAAACAAGGCACCACUGUACACUUGAUUCUGAAGUCCUGCGUGCGAAGGAAGACAGACUCCAUCGACAAAAGGUUUUGUUUCGACAUUGAGACAGUUGAAAGGUCUGGUCCCAUCACCUUACAAGCUCCCUCGGAAGCCAACCGGCGUCUCUGGAUGGAGGCCAUGGACGGGAAGGAGCCGAUCUACCACAGUCCCAUCACCAAGCAGGAGGAAAUGGAACUGAACGAGAUCGGCUUCCGAUUUGUCCGGAAAUGCAUCAAUGCAGUCGAGACAAAUGGAAUUGCCACAGAAGGGGUCUACCGCACCGUCGGGAGCAACAUCCAAGUGCAGAAGCUCUUGAACGCCUUCUUUGAUCCUAAGUGCCCUGGGGAUGUGGAUUUCCAGAGCAGCGACUGGGACAUCAAGACGAUUACGAGUUCCUUGAAAUUCUACCUGAGGAACCUCUCGGAACCUGUCAUGACAUACAAGCUUCACAAAGAAUUGGUCUUGGCUGCCAAGUCUGAGAACCUGGAUGAGCGGCUGGGAGCCAUUCACGGCCUGGUCUAUAAGCUCCCUGAGAAGAACCGGGAGAUGUCCGAGCUGCUCAUCAGGCACCUGGUCCAGGUGUGUGAACACAGCAGGGAGAACCUCAUGUCCCCCUCCAACAUGGGGGUGAUCUUUGGCCCCACCCUCAUGCGUGCGCAAGAGGACACGGUGGCGGCGAUGAUGAAUAUUAAGUUCCAGAACAUCGUGGUGGAGAUUCUCAUCGAGCACUUUAACAAGAUCUAUUCUGGGCCUCCUGAAGACAACGCUGCACCCCCCGUGCCGCCACCUCGGGUCGCCACCCGAAGGCACAAGCCCAUCACCAUUUCCAAGCGCCCCCUGAGAGAGAGACCCCUCUUCUUUGGAGGUUCUGUGGAAGAAAGCGAAGAGGAGGACAGCUGUGGCCUGGCCCCGAAUGGCAUCGUUGCUGCCCUCAGCCCUGACGUGCCGAAGCCCCUCCAGCGCAGCCGACUGCAGAGGCCCGGAGAAGCUGACCCAGGAAGGCCCAGCCCAGAGAGCCGUGGAGCUGGGGAGCCCUGCGCAGAGGUGGGCGUGGGAAGGCUGGUGUCCAGGCUCCAAGAAGGAGGAGCAAAGCUCUCCAGUAAACCUGCCAACAGCAUCGGGCCAACUCCCCAUGCCCUGAAGACCUCCAACCUCCAGUCCAAGAAGCCUGCCCCAAGGCCUGGGGCCAGCUGCAGAGAAGGUGACUACGAGAGCUUCCCUACGAAAGCUCGGCUCCCUGGAGAGAAACCGGUCAUCACGCGGCCUCCCAUGCGACCCCCAGACCCCCCCUGCAAGGCUCCUGGCCCACAGAAAGUGGAGGCCAAGAUGGACCUGGUGGCGGGAACAGCAGCGGAAGCCCCCUCCUCCGUGGUGGCGUCCAGAGCAAAGUUCUUCGAGACAGCUUCCUUCAGGAGAGGAAGCUCUUCCUGUCCGCAGGGCAGAUCCCCAAACGAGGAGGGAUGAGAGGCCCCAGGCUUCUGCAUGGCCGAGCCUGGAUCACCUCCCAACGGAUUUGCAACCCGUGGUGUGCGCUCUGUAAACCAGCUAUUUCCAACCUCGUCUUCGGACACGCCGUUGUGACCCUCUUGCGUUGUUAUAAGGGGAGCAGAGGCAUUCCUGGGAGAGACAGGGGACCCACCAGCUACUGGAAGGGUUGAAAAAGACAGAGCAACAACCGGGCCUCUUGCUCCUCCUCCUCCUCCUCCUCCUCCUCUCACGCCAAGCUCCUCCUCCUCCUCCUCAUCUCCAGGAAGCUCUGCGUUCCCCUUCGGUGGCAGUUGGCCUGGGACAGCCAAAGAGGGACUGGCCUCCGAUGGGCUCCUGCUCCAAGAGCUGCUACCUGGAUCUAGGAUCUGGGCUGCAAGCGGCUCCUCUGCCCCAGCGGGCUUCUGGCUGGCUCCAAAUGCGCCACGUUGUGUUAUUGCUUUCCUUUUCAAAGACGGAGGUGUUGUGUGGAGGGCAGGAGUGGGGCUGGCUGUGAGGCAGAAAACAUUCCCAGUAAGGCCUCCGCACCUCUUACUGGUUGUGCUUGCGCAACCAGCAGAUGUUCCAGUGAGUGAAUAGUAGGAGGAAGAUUUCUGGAGCCAGCAGCUGUACCCCAAAGGGAGUAGAGCACUGGGCACUGAAGCAGCAACGACUGUGCACCUCUGUGAGGCUAUUUUCCCUGAGGUCCAAAGCAGCUUCAAGACAUUCCAGGUAGUUUUACCUUUCGUUGGGCCACAUUCCGCCCCCCCCCACCUUAUUUUUCCUCCCCCAGGGCCCUUCCCGCUUGCGGUAGAGUGAGACGAGAGCCUGCAUUUAGAUCUGCUUUUCUUUGACCUGCAGCUGAAGGGAGAAAGGGAUGCUGUGGUUGUGGUUGUCUGCCUGCCUGCCUGCCUGCCUGCGCUUGUGUGCCUGUCUGUCUGCCUCAGGCGGCGUCUGGGCGAGACGGCUUAGGACCUUCUGGCAUCUCAGCUGGGAUGCUCUUUCUCCAAGCUCCACCUUGGAUCCCUGCAGAGCCCCUUCCCCGGGAUUCCCCAUUCCAAGGACCAAAGUAGGAAGCAUCCAGCAAGCACCUUUUAGCCGUGCUUUGCAGAUACAAGAAAUCAGUGAACUUUGGGGCGUGGCCCUGGGUUGCCAGAUAUCGGGCCCAUUCAUUUCUCUUUAAAAAUAAGGUUGACACUUGUACCAAACCCACCGUGCCAUCAGAUAAAUAAUUUAUUUCCACAGAAGUCAGCAGGAAAUGCCAUGCUGAUAUUUAACAUGCCUCGAGGGGUGGAGAAAGUGACGCGUGUGCUUUAUUCCUGUGGUUUUGCUACCGGUGCCAUCCAACGUUCCCUUGAACUCCCCAAAGUUGCUGAUCCAAUAGAGAAGUUGGUUCACCCUGUGAAGUCCGAGUUCUUAACCGCCAUUAUAAGUUGGACUGAAUAACCGAAGAUCGAUGGAGAGAUACGAAAACACCAGCAGCCUUUUGUCAGUCCAACCCUGGAGCUCCAGAUCUUUGCUCAUUGAGCAAUGUGAGGUUGCAGUGACCUCCAGGAAGUCCAGGCGUUGGGCUAACAUCAAUCUGUGUCGAUCUGUGUUUCCCAGUAGUCCAUCAAUGGUUUAUGCUGAUACCAUUUAUUUCUACUGUGGGAAAUGAUUGCGGGAGGGAGGGAACAUUCAAGAUGUGAUCGAUUUCAGAGAGUAGAAGCUGAGAUGGGAAAGGAAUUUCUGAAAGCGAACGUUGGCCAUUUCUCUCUGCGGGAAGAGUGGGGUACUCAGCUCCCUAACUAUUGGGUGGUGAUCGCAGCCGAAAUGGGGACGUCUCUCCUCAAACCUGCUUUGGUCAUAAGCUAAAGAUGUCCAGCAAUUCAGCUCUCUCCGUUUUGUGAAUUUAAAGGGCACUUAAAAUAUUUGUCUGGUAAAAGUAGUAAAUUAGUUGUAAUAAUGUUUAUAAAGUUUCCAUGGAUUAAAAGAAUCCACCUGA
Molecule: messenger RNA, 4507 nt
Organism: Pseudonaja textilis
Lineage: Eukaryota; Metazoa; Chordata; Lepidosauria; Squamata; Elapidae
Gene: OPHN1
Product: oligophrenin 1
Biological process (GO): regulation of endocytosis; signal transduction; synaptic vesicle endocytosis
Cellular component (GO): actin cytoskeleton; terminal bouton; cytoplasm
Molecular function (GO): GTPase activator activity; protein binding
Source: RefSeq, a predicted model, not a curated record